Messenger RNA from Patella vulgata (common limpet), 1017 nucleotides. Its product is annotated as whey acidic protein. The record is from RefSeq and is a predicted model, not a curated record. NCBI's taxonomy places the organism in Eukaryota, Metazoa, Mollusca, Gastropoda, Patellidae. Gene Ontology annotation, biological process: innate immune response; antibacterial humoral response. Gene Ontology annotation, molecular function: peptidase inhibitor activity. Gene Ontology annotation, cellular component: extracellular region. The coding region runs from base 1 to 759 and encodes 252 amino acids. The transcript has 5 exons.
AUGUAUGCAUUAUGCUUCGUUGUUUCAACAGCACAGCGUCGAUUACCCUAUCCUUGUAAUACAGUAAGGUGUUUUCCUGAAGGAUGUCGAGUACAACAAGUUCAAUGUGUGACAAGUCCUUGUUUUCCAGUCGCAGUUUGCUCAGGUGAACCAAGACCUGUACGCUCUGUAUGUCCAAUUGGACGACCUAUAAUUGAUACUUCUAUUAGAGAAAUCCAAUGUUCCAGUAAUGCUGCUUGUCCGACUGGUAGCUACUGUGUUCGACGUCGAGAUGGAAAUGGCAGAUGUUGCUGGAAUGGAAUUGUUUCCAGACCUAGACCUGGGUCCUGUCCUCGCCGACCCGGAGACACUUUUGGUGCAUGUGUUGAGGAGUGUUCGGGAGACGAUGAUUGUUCUGAUGAUGAAAAAUGUUGUUCAAAUGGGUGUGGACACACCUGCCAACCAGUUUUCCAAGCAUCUAAACCUGGAUCGUGUCCGCAUGUAUCACGAAACACCCGGGGUGUUUGCGUAGAGGAAUGUUCAAAUGAUGCAGAUUGUCGCGGACGUACAAAAUGUUGUUCAAACGGGUGUGGGCACACUUGUCAGUUACCGCGAUCACAAAUGAAACCUGGCAGAUGUCCUCGACAAAUAUUCAAUCCUCGGGUGCAAAGAUGUGGUCGUCCAUGUUCUAAUGAUGAUCAAUGUUCUGGUAAUCAGAAAUGCUGUCGUGCAGGUUCAUGUGGUACCGUUUGUAGGCGAUCUGUAUUCUAUAGGGGUUAAACUUAAAAUCUUCUAAACCACAUGCAUUGAUAUUACUACACUACAUGGCACGUAAAAUCCGUCUGAUAGCACAAAUACUGAAUGAGCAGUUUGAAAUUGGGCCUGUAUUUCACAUGUGAAUAAGGCAACGGUACUGGUACACAAGUUACUACAUUGAGCAAACCCCUUAUCAAAUUCAUAAAUUUUAGUAUUACCUGGAGUUUGGUUAUUGGUAUACUUACACUUAGAAAACACACUGUAGAGAUAACAUAUGCUAGA